CUCGAACAGCACCUAAGCGAUAUCUGGAUUAAGAUUCAUCAAGCAGGUGUACAGGUACAGCACGGGCUUUUGAGCCUUUGGGAGAGUUGAUGUCACACGAUGAGGUUAUCCAGUUUGUUCUCACAUUCCAUCAUUUACGAAUUAACAUCCUACUUCGCUCCCCCGUGUGCCUUAUACCCUUAUCCGUUGGCUAUUUAUCUCUUGGUAAUACUGACGCUAUCAUACUUGAAGUAUUGCUAUCUUCGAGCAUCCUCUUCCGGUUCAGUCUAGCUUUUCGCAUUUGACUAUACCCGCACUAGCGGUAGGUAUCCUAGCCACGAGGCGGGUAUAAACUCGUCUGCCUUGGAAGUUUGAGG
Messenger RNA from Daldinia caldariorum, 356 nucleotides. RefSeq lists its product as uncharacterized. The record is from RefSeq and is a predicted model, not a curated record. The transcript has a single exon. Lineage: Eukaryota; Fungi; Ascomycota; Sordariomycetes; Xylariales; Hypoxylaceae. The coding region runs from base 90 to 284 and encodes 64 amino acids.